AUGGCAUCCAGAGUAAAUUCCAGUUUCACUUUGAUUCCCAACCAGAAACAUCGACGUAGUAAUCGUCGAUCCAGCUAUUUUUCCAACACUGUUAUCACAGAUUCUCAACUCUUAUCAACGCUUGGAAAUUUUAAAGCCUUGCCAUUGGAAAUAUUCCAUAUGAUCUUAAGAUAUUUGUCAGUGAAGGAUGUCAGCAUGUUAAGCAUGGUGUCCAAAACAGUCAGCCAGCACAUUAUUGAUUAUAUCUCAACCUCAUCAGGAAGCAAAAGACUUUUACUACAGGACUUUCAUAACCUUGAGCUGCCUGACGGGAGACAAGACUCCACUAUAUUGGAACACUACAGGUCUCUAGGUCUACUAUUUAAAAGAUGUACGUUGCUGCUACCCACAAAGGAAAGACUAAAGUAUAUUCACAAGACACUUGCAGAAGUUUCCUGUUUUAAAUUCAGUGGCUGUGCAGCUCCAUUGCAAUGUUUAGGAUUAUCAUGUUAUGGCAUGUUUUUACAGACCUUAACAGCAGGUUGGGAUGAACUGGAGUGCCAUCGUGUUUAUAACUUCUUAUGUGAGCUGACUAAUCUUCCCCGCAAGAUGCAGGCAGUUGUCUGCAGCAAACCAGGAAGUGCCCGAAAACUGGAGUUAAGGAUUAGACUGUUCUGUAGAAAUGCUCUGCUUGAUCACUGGACACAUCGAAGUGAUUCUGCAUUUUGGUUGACACGUAUAUUAAAACCAUGGCCAAUGGUGAAUCAGGCAAGAUUAUUGUAUAUCAUCUUUGGACCAAUAUCUCCUCAAGAUGGACAGGUGGUUUGGCAGAAAAUGAUAGAAGGACCUACAGAUGAACCCAGUCUGAAAGGUUUGGCUGAUGCCAUUAAAUUACUAUAUGACACAGGCACCAAAGAAUGGACAGUAGAUGAUGUUAUCAGUCUUGUAGAUGAACUAUCAGUGGUUCCCCGGGAGUGGCUUCUAGAGAAUAAUGCACGUCUCCUAAUCCUGAGUGGGAACAACAUCUGCUUUACUUUCAUGGCUAGUAAAGCUGUGAAUGGACGGGCCAUUGAAUUGGCAAGGUUGAUAGUCUUUUUGGCGUUGGUGUGCGAGAAAGAACUAUACUGCAUGGAUUGGGCAGUUAAAAUGAUGCAAAAAGUCUGUACAGUCUUUAGCACUCCAGUGGAAAGAAAUAACUUCCUGCAGAGUGUGGCAAAUGCAUUUGCAUGUGUUAUAAUGGAAAUGAUGCAAUUGAUUAUGUCUGAAGACCGUGAUGAAGAAAAUAGAAGCUUUUUGAAUUUGUUCUAUCUUGUGCAUGCUCAGGCUAACUUCCAUAAGGAGGUCCUAUAUUUGACCAUGAAUACUCUCUCUACGUAA
This is a messenger RNA of Camelus dromedarius (Arabian camel), 1356 nucleotides long. It is a transcript of the gene FBXO47, whose product is annotated as F-box protein 47. The transcript has 10 exons. The record is from RefSeq and is a predicted model, not a curated record. Bases 1 to 1356 code for a protein of 451 amino acids. Lineage: Eukaryota; Metazoa; Chordata; Mammalia; Artiodactyla; Camelidae. Gene Ontology annotation, molecular function: protein binding.